UUAAUGCUGCUUAAGAAAUCCCUUAACCAAGGCUGUGAGGUGCUCGUUCGUUAACCAGUACCAGGGAAACUGUCAAUCAAACGCGCUAUCUCGUCAGCGGAAAAUGGGACAGAAUGCCGCCGAUCUGCCCUUUGGCAGAAGUACAGCGGUCAGAAUCUUGAUGCCAGGCUGUGGGGGAAACUGGCACGCUCUCCAGCAGAAUGCCAAAUGGCAAUGACUCGUGCGUGAAGGGGCAGGAAUCGGGGAGUUACUUGUCCUGCAUGUUUCACCUCUGGGAGGAGUGGAUCGGGCUGGGAAACCUGGAAGAUUACCUCAACUACCUGGACUACCUGGUGUGGGUUUUCACCCCUCUAGCCGUCGUCUUCAUCCUGCCCCUCUUCAUCCUGCUCUUCCUCUACCUCUCCAUCCUCUUCCUCCACGUCUACAAGCGGAGGAUUGAGCUCAAGGAGGCCUAUUCCAACAACCCCUGGGAUGGUGCAAGGAAAACGCUGGCGACCCUGUGGGACGGGCAUGCAGCUAUAUGGCACGGUUAUGAAAUCAAUGGCUUGGAAAAGAUACCAGACAAAGGGCCAGCCCUCAUUGUCUAUUAUCAUGGAGCGAUCCCGAUAGACUAUUACUACUUUUUAGCUAAAGUCAUCAUUCACAAGGGCAGGACCUGCCACUCUGUUGCUGAUCACUUUCUCUUUAAGUUGCCAGGGUUCAAACUGCUCCUGGAGGUGUUCAGUGUGAUGCAUGGGCCCCAGGAGGAGUGUACAAAAGCCUUGAAGAACGGACAUCUCCUUGGUAUCUCACCCGGUGGGGUGCGUGAAGCCCUCUUCAGCGACGAAACUUAUGUUCUGUUGUGGGGGAACCGCAAAGGUUUUGCUCAAGUGGCUCUUGAUGCCAAAGUGCCCAUAAUUCCUAUGUUUACACAAAAUGUCCGAGAAGGAUUCCGAUCACUUGGAAGUAUUAGGCUGUAUCGAUGGCUGUAUGAGAAGUUUAGAUUACCAAUUGUGCCCAUCUAUGGAGGUUUUCCAGUGAAGUUCCGCACUUACUUGGGUGAUCCCAUUCCAUAUGAUCCUAACUUAACUGCAACCGAAUUAGCACACAAGGUGCAGCAAGCUGUGCAGUCUCUUAUAGACAGACACCAAAAAAUACCAGGAAACAUCCUCCGGGCUUUGUUAGAACGAUUUCAAAGACAGAAAGAAGACUAGUUUUUAAAGACUGUAAAUAAAUAUAAGAAAACUUUCCAGUGAUCAGAAUUCUUAUAAUAAGGUAUGAUCCUAUUCUUAGUGUUAGAUGAUUUUAUUUCAUUAUCCCUCUGUAGAAUAUGGUGUUGCAUAAAUUUAAGGACAGAAAUCACAGAACAAAAGCAAAACUUUGUUCUGAUUUUGUGUCUAUGUGUGUGUGUGUUUUCUUUAAUAUGAAUUUUAAAUUAUUAAGUGAAUCUAAUUAAUACUUUUACACCAAUUUCAGAAAUGGUUUUCAGAGUUGUUGUUGUUGUGUGUACAUGCAUUUCUAGAUGUAAACCCCAUUGAAAUAUUAUGACAGGACCUGAAACAAGCUAUCCAUGCAAGGCAGCCCUCGAACGUCACAGAGUAAAAGGCAUUCUAUAAGGAGGAAUGGGACAAAAUUCCUAAACACUCGUGUUAUAGGUUAAUCAACUGUUGCAGGAAACAUUUAGUUGCAAUCAUUGCUGCUCAAGGUGGAGCCACCAGUUACUGAAUCUAAAGGUUCACAUACAGUACUGUUUCACACAAGGAUAAUAAAUGUUGCAUCAUUUGGGGAUAUAUCAAUGCUGAAAGAGUAUCAUGUUUUGAGUCAUUUUUAAGUUUGUGUAUUAUUCGGUGUUAGAUCAGGAUCUAAUAAUUUGUUAGGUUCCAAAUAUGUGAAGUGCAUGAUAAUUGUUCCUAAUUGUUUAGCACUAUACUGUAGAUGCUUUUUGGGGUGAAUAAGCAGCCAAAAUGUUUCUCUAAGCAUCAGAAUUCAUUCUGCAGCUUCCAACAGGAGUUACAUCAUGUGUGAGACAGUUGCAGACAUGACUCUGCAUGCACAUAGUCUUUUAGGCCAGUGGUCCUCCAUUCUGGUCCUGCAGUACCCUUGUGUUUUCUUUUUUUAAUUCUAAUGGGCCCCUAAACACUAAUGCUAAUUGGUGUCUGUAAUGGAUGUGCUUAUUGGUUUAGACUUUCUGUACUCUAUCUAUUGAGUAGCAAAAAUACCCUUAUUAAAAUGCAUUAUUUCCAACAACUCCAGCACAAAUUAUGAAGUCUCUGAAGUCAUCUUAGGAAUUACAAAUUACUCCCUUUUUUGACCAAACUGCUCUAAAUAGGAGAUCAAUUGGUGAUAAAUAGACACAGGUGGAAAUGACACUGUUUUAGUAAUCUCUCACAGUGAGUCAGUGUUUUUCUUUCUGCUUAACUCCAAUUAGCUAUAUUUUCAGCUAGCAGGCAUGAAAGAAGGCAGUCCUGGAGCUCACUAAUUAGCUCAGGGUUCAUACCAAUUCCAAAUCACAUUCAGCUUUUUAAGAGCUAAAAGCAUUUUUUUGGAACCAAUAUCUGAAUGCGGAACAAAAGCCUAAAAAACAAACAGAUUAAUUAAUGGCGUCAUUUAAUACUGGUGUUUAAGGGCAUAGAUGUAACACGAACCAGCAGACACAGUAAUACUCUAGGAUCAGGAUUGUAAAUCACUGCCUUAGCUUACAGCAGCCUUAAGUUUAGAUGUAUAAGAAUAGUUUAAAAUUUCACAAAAUUAGUGUAACGGUCUACUGUAUGUCUACUUUAAUCAAAGUGGUUUAACUUGGCUUCAGUUUAAAUGUAUCUCUCCCUGUAAGUUACAUAAGAUGUUGAAUUUCAGGGCACAAGUCACAUAGUUGUAUGACAAACUGACCAUGAAGAUCAAGGAUUUUCUUUUAAACAAAUCGGGGGGAGAAAAUGGGAGAGAGGCACACUUUGGGAUAAAGUAACUUACCCCGGUCACUGAAUUUCAUGUUCAUCUCAUGGUUAGGGAUGCCAAUGUGAAACCAACAGAGUCUCUUAUGGAGACAGGGGUCACUGCUCAUAUACCAAUUAAUUCCAGUCCCUGCACAACGCUUGCCCUUAUGGGUGAGCGGCAAGAAAGAAGACUUUAGUGAAAACAAACUCAUCUUCAAUUUCAUAUGAGAUGUACUGAAGACAACUGGCAGAAAGUGUGCUGAUUCUAGGAGACAUAAAGUGAACCUUAUGGCCUCAAUCCAAAGCCUUAUGUCUGUCACACACUCAACACAAUACUGUACAUCACCCAGUCAGAGCCAUCCCAAUCCAAAUGUCAAGGAUGGUGGCGUCAUGUUAAUAUCCCUAACGUGUGACUAGAACAAAAAGGCAAAUAUUCCAAUGAAGCAACUUCUUAGAUGAAGUAAGACUUAUUUAAUAAUUGUGGGAUGGAAUAAAAAUCAGCAGAGUCACCUUAACCGGGAUUGGGAACCACUGUGUUAGGGGAAGACCUCUGAUCAGCAGAGAGUAGGAAGAUGUUAGAAAUGAUGGAAAAAUGGAAGGUGCAAAGGAUAGACAAAUCAAAGAGGAAAAUCUUCUUGAGGCACCCAAAAAUCUAAAACUCAGUUUUAUUUUUUACGCGCAAAGCCCAAGCUAUACUGACAUUCAAACGAGAGAUUGAAUGUCCUUAAGUGAUUCAGUCAAAGUCCUGACUUGAAUGCAAUAGAAAAUUGAUAGAGAAUUGAUUGCAAUCUAUCAACGAUUCCCAUCAAGCAUGUCUGAACUGGAGCAUUUUAACUUGGAAAAUAGGCAGAAUUGCACCAUACCAAUGUGUGCACUGUGUCCAAAAGAACGGAUAGCAGUAUUUGCUGUUGUAGGUGCUUCGACCAAAUACUGGCUUUGGGGGUACGUGUGAUCAGUUUCUGUAUUUACUUUAAAGAAAGGACUUACCUGCGUGUACAACUGGUAUACUGUACAGAUAUAACUUCUAAUGUGCCCUUUUUCAUCUGGAAACAUUACUUGUCUUCUACAAAAUACAUUGCUCAACAAUCACAGGAGUGCAAGAAUGUAACUUAACACAGGGGACCUACAGUAUAAUCAAAUAAUACAAUAUGGUAACCAUGGUCAGUUUUAUUUUGUAUUGUUAUGAAUUUGUAUAUUUGCUGACAAUCUGUAUCAUAAUAUACAAAGCCUGUGAUGAUUUCAGCAAUUUUUCUCUCCCUAAACCAUCAUUUGAUGUUUUUUAUAUGUAUGAUUCUGAAAUGUCUCAAAAGCAGGGAUAAAAAUUAAUACAUUAGUAAGCUUUCACAACCUUUUCCAUAAAUAUGACUCCAAAAUACACGUAGAUAAAAUAGCUUAUAUUUUUACAAUUACUAAUUGUCUGAGACAAUCAUUUAUAUUUUGUUGCAGUUCCCUAAAUCCUAAUACAAUUGAGCUUUUAAUAUGAUAUGCACAUUUUAUCUUCAAAUAAUGACAGUUGUUUGUUUGACAAGUCUGAUUAAUGAUGAUAAGAUCUUGUACAGUAAUCUGAUUUAUGUUUAUUUUGAAUACAAUCUGCAUGCAAAUUGGAUGCCUACAUUUUCUGUUUUUUGGCAUUCUGGAUGUAUAUAAAAGUGUAAGAGAUUUACAAGAUGAUGUUUUUUUGUGUAAUGUUUGUGGCAUAUGUCAAGUUGCAGCUUCUACGUAUUGUGCAACAGAUGUACAGAAUCUUUUCAAGACAAUGAUGUUAAUUAAAAUAAAAACAUAUUUAUGUAUUUAAUAAGUACAAAAGAGAGGACUGCAGGGAAAUGGGGCAUAGUGUACAGUAUGUACUUUAGAAAAAGCAUAAUUCUCUCCAGAACCACAGAGGUGAGAAUUAAUUUUCAGUAUGUGCAUUCACCAGAAAAAGAAAAAAGCAUGGUGCACUUUAUAAUGGACCAUUCUGAUCUUUUUCAUUGUUAUGCAUUCCAGUGUUCUUGUAUUCCUCAAUCAGCUUAUUUUUGCCUAUAUAAUCAUUUAAUAUUACACAUCUGACACUCUGUCCCCCUUCAGAAAACAAUGUAACUUCUGUUAUUGGCAUUGUUUGAGUCUUACUGAUCUGCUUACCAUUGCUGAUAUUCUGCUGAGUAUUAGAGCCAACAGACCAGAAAUGUGGCAGAUUUGCUGCCAAAUGAAAAUAAAUUUAAGUUUGCACAUUGUACGUAAACUUUACUUGGUCAAUCACUUUUUGUUCUGAUUUACGAAACGCAGUAUCCAGGGCUUGUUUCAUGUUCUUUUAACAUUUUGCUACAGUAUAUUCUGAAUUAGUAACCUCAUAUUGUUACAGAACACAGACAGAAUCGUUUGAAUUCAAACUGUUGUCACAAACAAGAUCUUAUCCCCCUUAAUUUCCUGCCAUGGAAAUUCAUGCUGUUGACUUUUAUCAGUGUGCAUUUAUACAGUAUGUGUGUCUUGAUAUAAAAUCGUGUGGAACAUUUAGCUCACCCUGCUCUUCAGUCAAAGCAGAAUGCUUUAUUACUUCACAUUAAUGAUACCACCACUUUGGAAAUGUGAACGAGUAAUUACUGUAUUUAAAAUGUUCUACUCAGUACUUUGGAAUGGUGCUAAUAACUGUUAUGUACAGUUUUUGAAUUUGAAAUUCUGAAGCGGGUCAUUUUUCUUCUGACACCAGUAAUGUGAUGAUCUGCUGUUGGCAGCACCAUCUCAUGUCCAGAAGGAGUCAAUCCAGCUGCACCGCUCUAAAGUCGUGACAUUGAAGGUGAUGGAAAGAUAGUUUCACUAACACUAUUUUUCAAGUGUACAAAUUGUAUCAAUUUCAAAUUGUAUCAAUCAUUUUGUGGCUGAUGAAUGGAAGUGUUUGGUGGUGAUGUGUUCAAUUGCAAUCUUUUAUAGAGUAUCCCCUCUGCGCACACAGACAUGCACACACAGGUGUAGACACUCAGAGAUUUGUCUUUACACACAUCUUAUACAGUAUACUGUAUAUAUAUAUUUCCUAAUCCUUUUUGUUCAGUAAAAUUGCCAGCUGUAUUUCCGCCUGCAGAAUAAAAUUCUGUCCUUUAAC
This is a messenger RNA of Lepisosteus oculatus (spotted gar), 5985 nucleotides long. NCBI's taxonomy places the organism in Eukaryota, Metazoa, Chordata, Actinopteri, Semionotiformes, Lepisosteidae. The record is from RefSeq and is a predicted model, not a curated record.